Cryptomeria japonica (Japanese cedar) is the source of this 3136-nucleotide messenger RNA. RefSeq lists its product as uncharacterized. Bases 339 to 1775 code for a protein of 478 amino acids. The record is from RefSeq and is a predicted model, not a curated record. The transcript is spliced from 10 exons. NCBI's taxonomy places the organism in Eukaryota, Viridiplantae, Streptophyta, Pinopsida, Cupressales, Cupressaceae.
GAAAGUUAUCCGCAACCCCUAACUAUGUUAGAGCUGAGUUGCAAACUUUGAGAAGCGAAGAAAUGAAUGAGUAAACUUACUGGCACGUAAACCGCGACAAGUUAUAGUAAAGUGAGGCCGAGGCUGGAGCAAAGGCAGCUUUGGAGAUCGGUAAACGCUGGCACGGUGCGAGGUUGGGAUUGGGGUUGGGUUUGGCUUCCAUUCCAUUUCAACUCAUGAGCAUGAACAGAGAAUAGGAAUCAUCAGCAUAAAAGCAGAUCACGGUGGCUUCAAAUGCGAACAUACCGAAUUCAUUCCCAUCCUUCACGUCGUUGCUGUGCCAGGCCAAAAUAGAGGAGAUGGGAAGCCGGCUGGGUCCGGUCCAUUCUCCUCAUCCUUGCCAUUAUAAUCUCAACACUGGCGCUUUCAUUCAAAAUUCUUCCCUGCAUGACCUCAACACCGUGACAGUGGAGGGCGGCCGGAACACUGACCUUGAUUCCAUCAGUGAUGUCGACAGGGACGCUGUUACUGCGGAUAGCUUAGACAAUGACGAUGACGACGACAAUUCUGCUGAUUGUGUGCACCAGUCAUAUGGAAGUUCUUUGCAACUACAGGGUGUUGGUGGUGUAGAACCAGAACAUUCUUUGUCCCUUGAAAAUGAAGAACCCCCAAGGUCACCCUAUGGUGUCCUAACAAUUAAUGAUGUUAUACCUAUUGAAUCUGCAAGAGCACGAUUUUUGCAACUCAUUCUUGAUUAUUUUCUCCGAUCUCGGGUUAUUCAAGUCCCUGAUUCACCAGAGUCUGCUUAUGGUAGUCCCAAUGGAAAAGAUAAGCAAAAGAAGAGAAAGUCAAGAGAGUCACAAGUUGAAGGUGAUCCAAGGUAUGUCUUGCCAUUAGCUUAUGUGGCAAACCUCUAUGAAACUCUUGUGAGUGAAGUUAAUAUGAGGCUUGCCACUUUGGAUGGCAUUCGUGAAAAGUCAAUGGGUGUGGCACUUGAAGCAGCUGGUGGCCUGUAUAGAAGACUUGUAAAGAAGUUUCCUCGGAAAGGUCCAUGUACAUUUAAAAGGAGAGAGAUGGCAUCUGCCUUAGAAGCCAGGACAAAGUUUCCAGAACUGGUCACAAGAGAAGAGAAACGUGUACGUUUUGUAGUGGUUCAUGGAUUGGAGCUUGUAGAGCAGCCAGACAUGACCCUGGAAGAUGCUGAUUGGUACAAACGUUUGACAGGAAGGCAUGAAGCAACUAUUUGUGAAAGAGAUUACAAGUUUUACUCAGCCAGGCAUAAGUACAGGCGCACUCAGAAUUCUGUUUCUUCUGUAUCUGGGUUGACUGCAUUUCCUAAUUCAGAAAAUUCCUCGACAAUUAGUGGCCCUGGUCUUCGUUCAACUUACACAAAUGAUGUUCUGAAUCUCACAUCUCGGUCACCUCCUCAACCUCAGAUGCAGCACCAGCCCCAGCCAUUGCAGUGCAUACCACAUCAAGUUCAACACCAGCAACUACAUCAAUCCCAACACCAAUCCCUUCAUACCCAGCAGACGGCUCACUUAUCCCAUCCUUCUCAUGCGCAACAUUGCAUCCAUACUUCACACUUGGAUGACAUGUCACAUGUGCAACAUACUUCGCUGGCACCUCAGCAUAUGUCUCGCAGCAUGCAACCAUCAUCUGGUUUAAAUGUUGGAAAUAAGAUACUUGUUUUGCCAACAGGACCUGCAAAAUAUUGUGAUCAGUGUGGCUCACCAUAUUUAAGAGAGAGCUCUAAGUUCUGUUCAGAAUGUGGAGCCAAGAGGAUAGGCAUAUGAAUCCUGGAGUCAAAUGGUUUGGCUUUUGUAAUUAUGUAUUGUAAAAUGCUGUAUUUGAUAUUCAAAGUGAAGCUUAUCUAGAGGACGAGUAAGAUAUUGAUGUUUGUGCAUUAUAGGACUAGUUAUCAUAUACAUUUAUUUCUUCAAUGUAAUUAACCACAAAAUAUCUGAGAUGCAUUUAGUGACAUCAAUUGUAAAGAUAGUGAGAUCAGCGAGGUUAUUCUUUUGUGAGUAACCUCGAGGAGAAAUGAAAUGGUUGUGAAGUCUGGAUGGUCAUAUAUUAAUUAUCAAGCAAGUUUGAUGACAUGAAAUAUUUCAACAGUUUCAUACUUGUACAGAUUCAGUUCUCCUGGAGCAAGGAUUUUCCACUUUACCAUAUCUAUUUUCUAGUUCAGUUGUAUUUCACAUAUGACACUAUUUUGUGGAAGUGUCUGGUACGGCAGCAAAGGAGAAGAUUCACAACAAGGAGUGGAUCCAAUAUUAUUGGAGUUCAACCUUGGGGAUUUCCAUUUUUCCUUGUAAUGCACAUUAAUCCGAGAGGCAAGAUUUAACCAUAUUACCUACAGUGCCCACAUUGGGUUCGGAUUCUAUUUGUUCAAGGGUUUUAGGAAGUAUAGUUUGCUUGAGUAAUCACCGAUCACCUUUUAUAUUUUAGAAAUGUUUUUCUAAAUUUAUGGAAACGAAUGGUCAUAUUGAACUAGAUCCCUACAGUUACCUGGUGGACAACUCUCUUAUUGCCAUAAUUCAGAUGUAUUGUAUACUGAAGUAAACAUGGAACAAAGAUUGAGAAAGAUGAAUAACAUCAGAAAUGAUGUAUAGAAAAGAUAACAAUCUCUAUGUUUUAUACAAGGCAUUCUCUUGAAAGAGGUGAAUGCACUAUAUUUCUUCCUCAAUCUUCUUUCUAACUACCUACAUAUGUACAUCUAAAUAUACAGUACUGCUGAAGAAAAGAACCGCUAUGGAAUUUUAAACAGCUUCUCUUCCAUUAGUGGCCUUUCAAUAUCUGUUUGUCACGGUUGAGCCUAUCAAAAUGUAAUGGUCAAAUUGGAUCUGCCCUAAAGUGGAAGGGAUCAAAAGGUAUAUGGUGGAGGUAGAAUAUUGUAAUUGUUGAUGUCUUGUGCCAUUGAAAUUGUUGGUGGUAUAUGGUGGAGUUAGAAUAUUGAUCUUGGUGUUAUCACGCGCCAUAAAAUGGAGUUUGGUACUACCACAGAGCACAUGAUAUGGAAUUGAACUUGGUGUUAUCAUCAAUCGUGAGGUUGGAUUCUUAACAUUGUAUUAUUGAUACUGUUGGAGCUUCCACUUGAAUUUCUUAUGGCAUGGAUUGCUUUUAUGUUUUCAAUGCAUUCCUCACAAUUCCAGGU